Molecule: messenger RNA, 1235 nt
Organism: Rubroshorea leprosula
Lineage: Eukaryota; Viridiplantae; Streptophyta; Magnoliopsida; Malvales; Dipterocarpaceae
Source: the annotation of a GenBank genome assembly
CAAAUCUGUCUCCAAACGAGUCGUCGGACUCCUCGAGGUAGAGAACAUCACCAUCAACUCUGCUCUGUUUCUAUUUGACAUCAGCGAUUUUCAUGCUGGUUAUUCGCACUCGCCGGAUUUGUUUAACUACAUUCUUCGCCGAAUUGUGGACUCCCGACGCGUUUGCCCCCGUUAUCAGAAUCGUUCAACUCUUUGAAGCCCAGAAGUUCAAAUGCCCUGAAGUUGUGGCGUUGACAGUGAUCAAAGCGUAUGCUAAAACUUCAAUGCCUGAUAAAGCAUUAGAUGGUAAGGAGUUUCAGAAGGUGAAAGGGCUGUUGGAUUGGAUAAGGAUCAUAUUGGCCAAAGGUAGUAACGUGGUGGGUGCAAGGAAGAUGUUUGAUGAAAUGCCUGAGAAAGGAAUGAUACCUGAUGUUACUUGUUAUAACAUUUUGAUUAAUGGGUUUUUCAAGCAAGGGGAUUAUGUUAAAUGAGGUUUGGCAGAGAUUGCCGAAGGCAUCUUCUGUGUUCUCUAAUGUGAUUACUGAUAACUUAUAAUGUUGUGAUUAAUGGUUUGUGCAAAUGUGAGGGAUUUGAAGAGUGUUUGGAAAAAUGGGAUAGGAUGAAGAGGAAUGAUAGAGAAGGAUUUAUUUACAUGUUCUGAUAAAUGAGUUGAGAGAGAUGGUCAAGAGUGUGGUAUUGCCUGAUGUGGUAACUCACAAUGUAAUGCUUAAUGGAUUCUGCUGAGCAGGGAAGAUAAAAGAGAGUUUCAAAUUGGGGGAGGUCAUGGGGAAGGAGGGUUGUGAAAAUGUUACAAGUUAUUAUAACAUAUUUAAUGAAAGGCUUGUUGAGAUUGGGAAGGUGGGUGAAAAAAAUUUCUACAUGAGAGCUCGUGUCUGUUAAGUGUUGCAAUCCUAAUUCUACCACUCAUUAUGGAGUUUUAAUUCAUGGAUUGUGUAAGAAUGGGUUCUGUGAUAUCUACAACUUUCUGAAAUUAAGCACUGGUUUCCUUGUCCAUUAAAGGUGUACUUGAUCAGCUCAUGAAUGUGAUUUCUAGUUAGAAAGGCAGUUCUUUAAAAGUGAUUGAGAGUAUAUUGCAGACAAUUUCUUCUGACUUUUUCUCAAUCAACGACUACAUUUUUUAGCUGGCCCAGUAAUCCUGCAUUUAUCCUAGCUAUCUACAUCUCAUAUGAUUCUAUCUUGCAGAGAUGCUUCAUCUAUCCUGAAAAGCUUUCAGGAAAUAGACACUGGACAGUAUG